Colossoma macropomum (tambaqui) is the source of this 2793-nucleotide messenger RNA. RefSeq names its product shisa family member 9a (gene shisa9a). The transcript is spliced from 4 exons. The record is from RefSeq and is a predicted model, not a curated record. Gene Ontology annotation, cellular component: postsynaptic membrane; AMPA glutamate receptor complex; dendritic spine membrane. Lineage: Eukaryota; Metazoa; Chordata; Actinopteri; Characiformes; Serrasalmidae. Bases 241 to 1392 code for a protein of 383 amino acids. Gene Ontology annotation, biological process: regulation of short-term neuronal synaptic plasticity; regulation of AMPA receptor activity.
UCUGCUCGGAGACAGCAACCCCCUGCACGAGAGCUGCAAAAUGAGGAGCGUUAACGCACGGCCGUAUGUUUCCACUUGGAUUUACGUCUUCUGACGGCUGCUAGCAUCAACUCAUCAGCUCAAUCUCUCUCUCUCUUUCUCUCUCUCUCUCUCUCUCUCUCUCUCUCUCUCUCUCUCUCUCUCUUUUCCAGCUCGCUUUCUCCACACAGAAAAGUCAUCAGUCAGGAAGGCAGCAGCAGGAUGAAACGGACAGCUUUGCUUUUAGAGUAUUUGUUGGUGAAAGUAAUGGUGCUGGUGUGUCGCGCGGACGGCGAGCCCGAGCAGCAGCUGGACGGUUUCAUCAUGCUCGCGGGCUCUAACGGCUCGAGGGAGGAGGACGGAGCCGUGUCCGAAGCCCCACACUCUCCGGACGAGUGCAGGGGCUACUACGACGUGAUGGGCCAGUGGGACCCUCCGUUCAUCUGCCAGACCGGCAGCUACCUGUACUGCUGCGGCACCUGUGGCUUCCGCUUCUGCUGCGCGUUCAAAGACUCGCGCCUGGACCAGAGCACGUGCAAGAACUACGACACACCCGUGUGGCUCAAGGGUCAAACCCCGUACAAAAAGAAGGACCCCAGGCACGAUCCGACCAAGGAUAAGACCAACAUGAUCGUCUACGUCAUUUGCGGAGUGGUGGCUAUCAUGGCCCUGGUGGGGAUUUUUACCAAACUUGGACUAGAAAAGGCGCAGCGGCCACACAGGGAGAACAUGACACGAGCUGUAGCAAGUGUGAUGCAAGGCGCCUGUCAGGUUGAACAUGAAGAAGCCAUCGGCAUGCACGCGCAGCACUAUGACAACAUGCAACAUGCCAGGACCCCUAACAUACAAGGGUCCCAGAUGCACAACAUGAGUCAGCCACACCAUUACCCUGCCCUCAGCCAGCUGGCCCACGUGUACGAGCAACAGCAGCCUAGCAAAGAGCUCAACAAAUAUGCCUCACUAAAGGCUGUGGCAGCAAAAGCCAACGGUGACUUCUACAACAAGCAGCACCGCCACUUGACAGAAUUGGCAGCGAAAGGCACCCUGCCCCUGCACACAAUGAGGGUGGAGCAUGUGGAGCCCAUCGCAUCCUAUGUCACAGAAAUCCCCUGCCCCAAGCAGAAUGGACAGAAACCUAAGACUGCUAAGGUCCAUUUGCAGCAUCAUGUGGCCUACAGCUCCAACACCAUAGCCACACCAGGCAUGCUGAAGGGCUGGGACGGCACAGAGACUGUGGGCCGACGCAAAACCUAUGGCCCAAAGAAGCCCUGCCCGGUGAGUCAGAUGAACGAGCUCCACACUGCCCACAGCCACCAUUACCUUCCCACACAGCCCUACUUCGUAACCAACAGUAAGACGGAAGUGACCGUUUGAAGGAUUGACCUGCCUUCAAGAGGUUAUUUGCGCCCAGAGAGAAUUCAGAAAGGAAGGAAGCAGAAUCGAUCAAUAUCCUGACAGUAAACCUCCAGUCUGCCCCUAGUGGAGUGGCGUAACUGCGGAGUUGAGUUGGCCGCACUGUGAUUGGCCACAGGCGGUCAGCAACUAGAGACCUCACCAUGCCAACAACUGAUUACAAAAGCAGGAACAAUUCAGGAACUGUUUUCAGAGAAAUGUUCACUACGGUUUAUACCAAUUAACAAUCGAUGAUGUGUUUGUGUUCAAUCCACAACAUGAUAAAGUUUCAGACACAAAGGAGUAAGACAAAAAGAGUCAAAGUAAGCAAGCAAUAAAAACUAUCUAACUAAGAACUAAAACAACAACGAAUGGCUGUAAAACACUGACUCUUACAAAUGCAUUGCAGUAUUAAGCCCAAAGGUCCAAGGGCUAGUGUGGAGUACGGAAAAAAGUCCAGAACUCUACAUAAUAAUCAACAUGAUGUCUGUUUAGCUGGAUCUUCCCUCAGAUAAUUCCUACACUGCUGAAACUAGUCUUGUUUACUAUAUGGGCAAAGAAAUUGGUGGCAGAUGCCUUAUUUUGAAGAUACCUUUGAACGCCUUAUUAAAAAGAUCUAUAGUAAUACUACAGGAAUUUCUGCAGGAUUCCUUUAAGUUCCUAUAGUCAGUUUGGACACUUACUACACAAGUAUUAUAAUUUACUGUAAGAAAGUACUUCAGGAAUAUUGUGGGAGGUGAAAAUAUUGUAGAUUAUUAUAGAAGUAUUAUACAGCACUACAUAAGAUGUAUAGUUUCUUAUAGUGUUGCUACAGUUCUUUUUUCUAAGGGAAGAAGUAGUGAAAGAAACACAAAUGAACCGUCAUAUCAUGGACUGGUAUUCUAGGGCUGCACCUUUCAUUUUCACAUCAAAAAAAAGCUUCACAGGUGAAGAUGGGAGAACUUUCAUUUAAUCUCGAAAAUCUCAUGUAACAAGCUUCACAAAAUGUGCUCCAUUUCUCAAGAGCUAGAAUUAUCUUUCAAGGAGAUCAUUUCUACUGUAUUUGUCACAGAGUACCAUGAGGUAGCACCGGCAGUCCAUGGGAAAAGGGAAAGUAGUGAAAAGUACUGUUAAUGAACAUGUUCACUCUGCUACAGAUUGUGCCUGUUAGCUCUUGAUUUAAAUAAGUGUUUGAUCUCCCUUUCAGAAUAUUUAACUUUCAUUUCUUAUGUGUUUUAUUGUAUCCUCUUGGACGCAUAAGAGCAUGUUGAACUAUUUGUCCAAUGUCUCUUCACAACUGUAGAUGUAUUUGCAGCUCAGUUGUAACCACGAGGUUUUAGCACUUUGAUUUCAGUAGUUGAGUAGGACUGGAGGAGCAUUAUUUUUUCAAACAGACAUUCUGGU